UCAGUCUUGACCAAACACCUAUCGCCCGCCGUAGAUGGCGCCAACAUUUUUCAGGAACUCCUCGCAGGUGACCUUAUGCGAAUCUUAUGAGUCCACUCAUCCAUAUCCUGGCGUUGAUGUCUCUGUAACGCUCUCGACAUAAGUUAUGAAUUUUAUGAAAUUCAGUUAUUUAUAUUCAAAUCAGGUCAUCAAACCCAAAGAAAGAAGCAAUGGGCUCGUGGCCACCUCCGGUUGAUGAUGAAUUUAUUGGUUCGCAAGAGUCUGAAUAUGACGGAUACUCCCCUCCUUCAAAGCGGAUCUGUUACAAUGCUGUGAAUGGAAACACCAAUCAGAACAACUGUGCCUGGUCACAUGACACAGACUGGUUGCAAUGGGACAAGGAUGAAGUUGCAGAACGUCUCAAUCAAGCUGGGCUAAUGGAUGUGGCCGCAGUGUUUAAAAAGGAAUGUAUAGUGGGAGAGAUUUUGCCAAGAAUUAAAGACAAGCAUUUAGACGAAAUGGGUAUUAGGCCACUUGGGAAUAAACUUCGAGUACAGAAGUUUAUUGAGGACGUAACUAGACAGACAUUGCAGAAAGAUUUGAGAAACAAGGUUUUCAACGACCCAAUUCACGGCCAUAUAGAACUCCAUCCACUGUGUGUUAAAAUCAUCGACACUCCGGAAUUCCAGCGUCUCCGAUUCUUAAAGCAGCUCGGCACCUGCUAUUUUGUAUAUCCAGGGGCAUCCCACAACAGAUUUGAACACAGUUUGGGGGUAUGUCAUUUAGCGGGAAGAUUGGUGCGCGCGUUACAAAAUCGGCAGCCAGAACUGAAAAUCACGGACACUGACAUACUCUGUGUGGAAAUAGCAGGACUUUGUCAUGACCUUGGUCACGGGCCAUUUUCACAUCUCUUUGAUGGAAAAUUUAUUCCCGCUGUCUUACCGAAUUCAGAAUGGAAGCAUGAAGAGGCAUCAACGAAUAUGUUUAACUACCUGGUGCGUGAAAACAGCCUGGAACCAGAAUUUGAUAAAUACGGACUCACAGAGCAAGACCGGGUGUUUAUCAAGGAACAGAUUGCUGGGCCAAGUAAACCAGACCAGGAGAACUGGACUCUUGAAGGAAGACCAAAGGAUAAGAGUUUUUUAUAUGAGGUCGUAGCCAACAAGCGGAAUGGCAUUGAUGUUGACAAAUGGGACUAUUUCGCGCGGGAUUGCCACAUGCUGGGAAUUCGGAACAACUUUGACCAUGAUCGCUGCAUCCACUUUUCCCGCGUGCUUCUCGUAGAAGGGAAGUUACAGAUUUGUUACAGAUAUAAGGAAGUGGGAAACUUGUAUGACAUGUUUCAUACUCGCCAAACUCUUCAUAGGAGAGCCUACCAGCACAAGACCACCAACAUUAUAGAGAAAAUGGUUACAGAAGCUCUUGUGAAAGCCAAUGAUCAUAUCAAGUUUACAGGAGAAGAUGGGAAAAAGUUGAAAAUGUCUGAGUCCAUACAUGAUAUGAAAGCCUUCAGUCAGAUGACAGACCACGUGUUCAACCUUAUUCUUAAUUCAACAGAAGCAGAUCUGAGGGAAUCUAGAGAAAUUCUGAAAAAAGUGUUACGUCGCGAGCUUUACAAAUGUGUUGGACAAACACAGACUAAAGAUAAAAUAUUAAAAGAGGGGGACAAACCACAGAUGGUAAGGGAGGUGAUCGAAAAGAUGGACAAAGAUGAGCUGGAGUGCUCUCCCCUCACAGAAGAUAGCAUCGACAUCCAGCUUGUGAACCUGGACUACGGAAUGAAGGAGAAGAAUCCUAUUGACAGUGUGAGGUUCUACAGCAAAGAUAGGCCGGAUGUAGCUGUCCAAAUCAGAAAAGAGCAGGAGUCAAGUUUCAUACCUGGGCACUUCAAGGAGCAACAGAUACGGAUCUACUCGAAGCAGGUUGAUCCAAGGUCCCUUGAGAUGGUCCGAAAGGCGUUCAAUAGCUGGUGCAAUGAUAAAAACUUCCCCGCUCCCAAGGGUGGUGAUGAGAACUCUCUUGAACUUACGCCAGUUGAAAAGGGCAAGGCCAGUAACAGCAGCAAUGACACCGAGGGGUCAGACGGUCAUCAUAGGGGUGAAAGUGCAAAGGUCAAAAUUGACUUUUGAAUUUGACAAAAAGCAGUGAAACAAAUGACAAAUUUCUGACACAAAUAAGGCUUUUUAGUUAAAAGCAUUGCUUCAUAGAGAUACCUACUUUGGCUUACACAGAAAUAUAAUGAGACAGGAUUUUUAGAUGCAUAGUUUUCUUUGCAACAGACCUCUCUAAAUGCUUGAUAGCUUUGUUAACAGUAAAUUAACAGUUCAUUGUUGGGUUUGCAUAAACACACUCAGAUAAUUUUCAGGCGUUUUGCAUCCACACCUGUACUUUAGGUAGUACUGCCAUUUCUUUUUGUUUAUUUAUUGUUAAUAACUUGAGUUCAGCAGUCAAUUGUAUAACACUUGGUCUAGUUGUCCACAGGUUAUCUUUAAGCUAGUUUGCAUAUUGAAACUAUUUCAUUGGUUAUUAUUAAUUUUCGGAAAAAUAUUGACCAAUCAAUAUGGCCCAUUUUUACCAAACCAAAGACUUAACCAGUUUGAUAAAAUUGGCUGUUGUAUAAAAGAUGCUCACAGGGUGUUUUUUUUGGCUAGUUGACUCUUAAACCAUUUGAUUGGUUAAUAGUUAUUAUUAGAUGAAUAUUGACCAAUCAAUAAAAGUUUAGGAUAAUUUUUAUGCAUCCCAAAUCUUAACGGGUUUUUAUACAAUUGGAUGCAGAUGGAUAGAAAAUCCAUAUUUAAAUGGAUCAAUGAAAGCCCUAUUGACACAAUCAUUGAUUCAUUUUAGAUUUUUAUUUGGCAUUUAAACAUAUCUGUUUAUUGAAUUCCAAACAAAUGUUUUAGUCAACUUUCUCUUUAUUUUAUGCAACAAAUUUAAUAUUUUUACCGUUUUUAAACUGUUCAUUGUGAUGCUGAAAUGCAUGUAUAUGUACUGUGAUAAAACAGCUCUUUGAUUUUUUUAUGCCAAAAAAUAACAACCUUUAAUUUUUUAAAAUGGCGUCUUAGUAGGGUUAGAUUUUACCAAAGAAAAUUCACAUGUUCAGUUAAGGAAAUGGUUCAAUUAAUGAAUAGGUAACUGUAAAUACAAAACAGUCAGACUCACAUCGUAAAAGUGGCAAUGUUUCAAAGAACUGUCUGUUGUUCAUGUUUGUUAGAGGUAGAUGGUUAGUUAGUAUAUUGUGUUAGUGUAUGUUCUUUUUACGGAAGAUAUUUUUGUUUAGUGUUCUGUUGCUAAGACCAUUUUGUUGAAAGCAAAGUUUUUUUUCUUUUUUUGCUUUCUUGUUCAGCUUUUUUUCCAAUUCUAAAUAUUGUUUUAUAUGCCUUAAAUUCUGAGUGAUUUUUGUUUUGUGAGUAUUAUUUUGAAUGAUAGUUUUGCUGAUUUAUAUUUUAAUCAUGUUUGUCAUGGAUGUAUACGGGGAUGCACAGAGUCUUCACAUUUUACUUUUAAAUUUUAUGCUUGUGAUGUUUACAUAAAAACCUUUAUUUUUAUGAAGCAUUUAUACAACAGUGGCAAUUAUAGGUUAAAAAUGUGCUAUUGGUGCUGACUUUUCAUCAUAUUGUUACAAUGUUUCAUGAUUUUCAUAAUCAAUCUAGACUUUGUGUAAAAAGAAGAUACUCUUGGUGGAAGUAUUGCAACAAAACUGCACAUACCUGGCCUCAAUUUCUCGAAACUUCUUAAGUCCCUUAUAAAAGGAUUAAGCUAAGCAGAAUAAACCAUUUUUCAAUUACCAAAAUUCAAUUUAAGUAUGUAUUUUGACUAAUUGAAAUAAGCCACUUAAGUCAGUUUAGCUUAAGAAGUUUCGAGAAAUCGGGGCCUGGUGACCUUUAUAUGCUUUCUUUUCUCAAUUGUAGUCCAUCCCAUUUUACAGUAUUGUUCCCCCCCCCCCCCCAAUUAUUUGAAUAAUUUCAUUUAUUUCUUUUAUUAUAUGGAUAUUGUCUACUUACAUAUUAUUGGCUACCUGUUGCUGUUGUAUUUUAAAGUGACACUCUUAUUCAAAAUCAAUACAUACAGAUGUAUAAUAAACAUCAAUUUUGACUGAUAAACCUUCUUAAACUAGUCUACUUACUAAAAAAUGCAUUUAUGGAAAAUUAAUUACUGAUAACAAGAUUGUAACGGUGUAUAUAAUAGCAGAAAGGGCAAAAAUAUUAAAUAAUUGGUGAAUGCUAAUUUAAGAUUUACUGUGGUCUUCUAUAGUCUCCUAAGGAAGAAAUACCAUAUUUUAUGCUCAUUUCUGUCAAAUUAAACUCGGUAUCCUUCAAAAGAACCAUUGUUUUCGACAUUUAUUCAUCCGUUUUGGAAUAUUAAAACAAUAUUCUUAUUUGUGGUAAAUCUUACUUGGGAGUAUUAGAGUGCAUCUUUAAGGUCAGUCUUUAAAGCAAGAUGGAUGCGUUAAAUAUUGAUUAGAUCUAGAAGACAUAUAUAUAUAAAACAAACACUCAACUUGGAGUGAAAUCUCAUGUCUAGUUUACUGUAAUAAACACUCAACUUUUAGUGAAAUCUCAUGUCUAGUUUACUGUAAUAAGCACUCAACUUUUAGUGAAAUCUCAUGUCUAGUCUACUGUACCUAAUAAACAUUCAACUUUUAGUGAAAUCUCAUGUCUAGUUUACUGUAAUAAGCACUAAACUUUAAGUGAAAUCUCAUGUCUAGUUUACUGUAAUAAGCACUCAACUUUAAGUGAAAUCUCAUGUCUAGUUUACUGUAAUAAGCACUCAAUACUGUAAUAAACACUCAAAUUUUAGUGAAAUCUCAUGUCUAGUUUACUGUAAUAAGCACUCAACUUUUAGUGAAAUCUCAUGUCUAGUUUACUGUAAUAAGCACUCAACUUUAAGUGAAAUCUCAUGUCUAGUUUACUGUAAUAAGCACUCAAUACUGUAAUAAGCACUCAAAUUUAAGUGAAAUCUCAUGUCUAGUUUACUGUAAUAAGCACUCAAUACUGUAAUAAACACUCAAAUUUUAGUGAAAUCUCAUGUCUAGUUUACUGUAAUAAGCACUCAACUUUUAGUGAAAUCUCAUGUCUAGUUUACUGUAAUAAGCACUCAAUACUGUAAUAAGCACUCAACUUUUAGUGAAAUCUCAUGUCUAGUUUACUGUAAUAAACACUCAAAUUUUAGUGAAAUCUCAUGUCUAGUUUACUGUAAUAAGCACUCAACUUUUAGUGAAAUCUCAUAUCUAGUUUACUGUAAUAAGCACUCAACUUUAAGUGAAAUCUCAUGUCUAGUUUACUGUAAUAAGCACUCAAUACUGUAAUAAGCACUCAACUUUUAGUGAAAUCUCAUGUCUAGUUUACUGUAAUAAGCACUCAAUACUGUAAUAAGCACUCAACUUUUAGUGAAAUCUCAUGUCUAGUUUACUGUAAUAAGCACUCAACUUUUAGUGAAAUCUCAUGUCUAGUUUACUGUAAUAAACACUCAACUUUUAGUGAAAUCUCAUGUCUAGUUUACUGUAAUAAACACUCAACUUUUAGUGAAAUCUCAUGUCUAGUUUACUGUAAUAAGCACUCAAUACUGUAAUAAGCACUCAAAUUUAAGUGAAAUCUCAUGUCUAGUUUACUGUAAUAAACACUCAACUUUUAGUGAAAUCUCAUGUCUAGUUUACUGUAAUAAACACUCAACUUUUAGUGAAAUCUCAUGUCUAGUUUACUGUAAUAAGCACUCAAUACUGUAAUAAACACUCAACUUUUAGUGAAAUCUCAUGUCUAGUUUACUGUAAUAAACACUCAACUUUUAGUGAAAUCUCAUGUCUAGUUUUCUGUAAUAAGCACUCAACUUUAAGUGAAAUCUCAUGUCUAGUUUACUGUAAUAAGCACUAAAUACUGUAAUAAGCACUCAAAUUUAAGUGAAAUCUCAUGUCUAGUUUACUGUAAUAAACACUCAACUUUAAGUGAAAUCUCAUGUCUAGUUUACUGUAAUAAGCACUCAACUUUUAGUGAAAUCUCAUGCCUAGUUUACUGUAAUAAGCACUCAACUUUUAUCUCGUGUCUCGUGUUUUGACUGUGAUAGUGAUACAUAUAAGUGCUUGGCUUUGCAGAUGUAGAAAUUUGUUGAAUAGGUAAUACAUAUUAAUAUUAUGAAUCUAAAUUUGAUUUUGUAAAUUUCAAUAUUUGUAAUAUAACUUGACAAUCCAUUUAAUCAUUGGUGUUUGUUAUAUAGUCCUAAUUGUCUUCUAACCUCCGACCCCAAUAUAUAGAAAAUACUUAAAGUGAUACUCAUAUUUAAAAUCAAUACAUAAACAUGUAUAGCACAUAUAAAUUUUGAGUGAUAAACAUUUAACUACUUACUAAAUACCUGUAAUGCAUUAAAGGUAAAUAUUAAUUACGGAUAAUAAGAUUAUAACCACAUAUUUAAUAGCUUAAUACGCACAAAUAUUAAAUGAUUUGUGAGUGCUAAAAGAUUUACUGUGAUCUACUAUUGUCUCAUAAGGAAGAAAUACCGAGUUUUCUGUACCUUUUUUCUCAGAUUUAACUCCAUAUCUUCAUAAAAAAACAUUGUUUUCGACAUUUCAUCCUUUUUGGUAUAUGAAAACAAUUGUAUUAAUUGAGCAAAAUUUUAUUUGGGAGUAAGAGUGCAUCUUUAAGUUUUAUCUCAGCUGAUAACAAUAUUUACGUAAAUUGUCCAUAAAAAGGAAGGAAAUGAAUCCUGGUACUUUAAGUCAUAUUUUAUUUGUAUUGAACAUAGUUAUAUUACGUCUAAAAGUGUAUGAUAUGCAAGGCCAUUCACUUUGCAUAUAUCAGAUAGAGUACAAUUUGUUAUGGUUGGAUUAGUUUGCAAGUUUAUUUUUGUCUCUGGAAUGAUUUUUCUCCAGAAUAUAGAGGAAUGAUUAUUAUCAAUACAAUACAAAGGUGAAUAUGAUUUUAAACACAGUAAAUUAUUAAUCAUGGCAUGCUGCUAUGUUGAAUGAAUGAGUUGAGAUUAAGAAUUGAUAAAGUAUUUUUGUGAUAUUUGGGCCUGGUGAUUUUUAUAAACAUCUAGUGAUUAUUUUUUAUUUAACUUACACUGUUUAAUGCCAAACUCUCACUUUAUGAUUGUAUCCUCACUACAUUUAGUGUUGUUGUAUUCAAUAAAUAUAACCUAGA
Molecule: messenger RNA, 7109 nt
Organism: Mya arenaria
Lineage: Eukaryota; Metazoa; Mollusca; Bivalvia; Myida; Myidae
Product: deoxynucleoside triphosphate triphosphohydrolase SAMHD1-like
Exons: 17
Coding region: 210-2108 (632 amino acids)
Biological process (GO): dGTP catabolic process
Cellular component (GO): nucleus
Molecular function (GO): dGTPase activity; protein binding
Source: RefSeq, a predicted model, not a curated record